Molecule: messenger RNA, 2193 nt
Organism: Prorocentrum cordatum
Lineage: Eukaryota; Dinophyceae; Prorocentrales; Prorocentraceae
Source: the annotation of a GenBank genome assembly
AUGGCGAGGUCCCCGUGCAGUGGCGGCAGCGGCAGGCGCAGCAAGUCCUACUGGAUGUGCAGCUGCGGCGAGUGGAACUGGGACUGGCGCACCUCUCGCCUGGGCUGCGGGCAUGCGGCCCCGCCAUGGGCGACGGGGACGCCCCCGCCCAAGGCGAGGCCCAAGGCAGACAAGGACGGCUGGGUGGAUCAGCCACGUGGGCGCCGUGCCCAGAGGCAGGCCCGCGGAGCGGCCUCGCGGGCAGCAUCCACCAAGUCGCAGACCUCGGCCUCGGCAGCAAGUGGGACGCCCAGCGGAGGAGGCGCCACGGCGAUCGAGAGGCUCCAGGCGGCCGUCGAGCAGCUCGAGGCGCUGCAGGCAGAGCCCCCAGACGGAGUGGAUGGCUGCUUCACCGACGUCGUGGCCAGCCAGCUGGAGGCGAAGCGCACGGAGCUGGUCAAGGCCCAAAAGGCUGCAGCGGAGCAGAAGGCCUCGUCCCUGCCACGGGCGACGCGGCUCCACAGGGAGGCGAACGCCAUCAGCAAGGGCGAGAAGCGGCUCCGGGCAGCCCGCCUGGAGCUCGAGCAGAAGCAGGAGGCGCGCGACCUCGUCGAGGCCCAGCUCCACCAGGCCCAGGAGAAGCUCGCGGAGCUCGACGAGGAGGUGGAGGAGGCGAGCCUGGCGCUCCAGGCGCUCGAAGAAGCAGCCCGCGAGGAAGCCGAGGCGAUGCGCCGCCAGCGCGCAGCCGAGUGGACAGGAGCCAGCCAGGUACCAGGGCUCCUCAUGCAGCUGGAGAAGUUGCCAGAGGCGUGGAGCACCAGCAACUUCGAGGUGGCCUGGGCGGCCAUUCGCGCCCAGAUGGAGGCAGUGCGGGCGCAGCUCGAGGGGGCACCAUUGGCCUCCAAGCGCACGCCGUGGGCCGAGUCCUGCCCCAUGGAGGAGAGCAGCAGCAACGUUGGCGGUCUCGCAGACUGCGGCGGCGUCUGGCAGCCCCAGCCAGCAGCGGAGCGAGGCCAAGCCGAGCGGUGCGGCAAGGCGCUGGGCGAGUGGCCAACGGUGGCCCAGGCGUGCAAGCGGGAGCUGGCGGCAGAGGCAGCGGACCUGGCUCCCCUGGCUGCUCAUCCUGCUGGCAAGGUCGUCGAGAGCGGCUGGGCGGGGCUCCGCGGCAUGGGCGUCCUCGUCCCGCCCUGGGACCAGGAACGCGCUGCAGGGCCCAGCGGUGUCCGCAUCCUCCUGAGCACUGGAGAGAACUUAGUUGGGGGCAUCGAGUUCGGCGCUAGCGAGUGGAUCGAGCCCGUGGGCAGAGCAGGGGUACCUGAACCUCCUGAGGCGAUGGCCAGGAGUGCGGGUCCGCAGCUGCCUACCGUGCAGCCACUCAGGGCGCGAGCUCAGAGACGUGAAGAGGCGGCGGCCAGGGGCGGGGCAGCCGCCACAUGUGUGAGCCAUACCUCGGCCGUCCGCGAUGUGGUGCAGGCCCAGUGGAUCGGCAACUGGCACCUCGAGUCGGAGAGGUACACGGUCAUGGACCUCGGCGGCACUUCCAACCCCAUGUUCCUCGAGCCGCGGCCGUGGCCAGGAGUCGAGGAGAACGCGACGCAGCGGCGAGCACGAGGAGGAGGUGACGGCGAACUCGACAGCGAGCAGUACGUCAAUGGCUGGGCCGCGAGCAGCGGAGGGCUCCUUCCUGCCGAGGGGAACAACCUUGUGGCUUCAGCGGCGGCAUCGGAGGCCCUGCAGGCUGGGGAGGUCCGCGGCGGCGGCGCUCCAGCUGCGCGGGUCCGCCUGGAGGACAGCCGCUCGACGGGGAGCAGCGCGGCAGCCCUCUCGGCCACCGCCGUCGCGUUCAGCGUCCUGGGGCACGUGCUCAGCUACGCCUGCGUGGACGAAGGAGAGGAUACCCAGGAGAUCGUGGCGUGCACCAAGUGUGGCGCCUACAAGGUGCUGGGCGGACACGCAGGAGGCAGGACUCGCCUGAAGAUGCAGUGCCCAGUGCCCAGCAACCUGACCAACAAGUCGAGGGACCAGCGCAGCCUGUGGGAGCGAGGGCUCCACCCUGGUGGCAGGCCUCGAAAGGACAGGCAGAGGGCGAGAGCAGAGGGCAUCCCUGCCUUGCGCUUAGGACGCGUCCCGUUCUUGUCCGGACACAGGUCUCCACUCGUGCAUUCUGCGCUCGAGCUGCCGAGCGGCAUCGGCAUUGGACGGCGGAGCCAUUAG